This is a messenger RNA of Umbelopsis ramanniana AG, 549 nucleotides long. RefSeq lists its product as uncharacterized. The coding region runs from base 1 to 549 and encodes 182 amino acids. NCBI's taxonomy places the organism in Eukaryota, Fungi, Mucoromycota, Umbelopsidomycetes, Umbelopsidales, Umbelopsidaceae. The record is from RefSeq and is a predicted model, not a curated record. The transcript has a single exon.
AUGGUCAAUCUAAUCGAAUUCCAAAACGCUAUGGAUCCUGCGUGCAUAGGAAAACCGGUCACCCUCCGGCUUUUUCGAAACAAAGGAAAAGAAACAGCGAUCCCUUCACGGACUGAUAACGUUCGGUCCAUACCCAAACUCAGGAGAGCCGAAGGGAAUAAGUUGGAACGUAUGGUCCUCUUCGGAAUAUCUGGGUCCGUAAGCGAAGGAAUGGAGGAGAAAUUUGCUUCCAACAAAGAAGAUGGUCGUACUCGCUUGAGCCUUAAAGCGGUACCAAAUGCGAUGGAGUUUCUGAAAAGAGUAUUGGAGGCUGAAACCCCAUUGGAAGCUAUUGGUAGGUGCGCCGCCCAGAACAUCGACGUUUCAACCUAUCAUGGCCAGUUCCUUGCGAUCAUGCUAGGCACCCUUCAAGAGUUCUGUAUAAUGAGGAUGACCAAACCCAGCUUUCAAUACACGGAUAAUGAUGAAAGGACCUAUUGGGUUGAAUCCGUCAUCCCCAUGUUCAGAUAUCUUGGUAUGAUUACCGAUUUAGUCUCCUUCAAUCGGUAG